CAAAUAUUUUAUCGUUAUAAUGAACGUGUUGAUAUUUAAUUUUUAUUCGUCAAAAUGUGAUUUUGAUAUAGAAGAAGGCUCCCAAUGUUCUGACGGCCGCGGUAAGAAUGGGACGUGUGUGAACGCCUGCCAAUGUCUGUCCAUGAUACAAGAUGUCAAAAAGAAGAGCUAUCCGCAGAUCUGCUCGUUCCAAGGCAAUGUCCCCAUCGUGUGUUGCACCGACUGCGAGAAGGUCAGGCAUAUAAACCACGCUAUCGUGGACAAAUUAGGAGGAAUACACUUCAGGACCGGACGGAAAGCUUAUGAUGUAUGUCUGGAACAUCUGGCUAACCUGCCCUACGAAGGCUGCGGUCCUACAUCAGGACUGGUGAAGCUCUGGCACGAGCAGGAGCAGUGCUACAAGUACUCCCAUAGAUACGGAGUGUAUGCAGCACAUAUUGGACAGGACGCUAGGAGGGGACAGUUUCCGCAUAUGGCGUUGCUCGGCUACGGCGGGUCGAUGGACACAGCGGACUGGCUGUGUGGCGGCUCAUUAAUCAGUGACCGGUUCAUACUUACUGCUGGACACUGCAUCUCUAGUGCUGUGCUUGGUAAAGUCCGUUUCGUAGCGAUGGGUAUCCUACGACGGACUGACCCGCCGGAGCGCUGGCACCGGUACCACGUGUCCCGUAUAGUGCCACAUCCUGACUACCACGCGCCCUCCAAGUACCACGAUAUAGCUCUGCUGGAAACUAGUACAAGGGUAACGUUCAACCUUCACGUGUACCCAGCGUGCCUGAACAUCGACGAUCACUUCCUCGGAGUGGUCACUGCCACCGGCUGGGGGGCGCUCGGACAUAAUAUGGAGCUCGCUGACACGUUGCAAGCUGUCUCCCUCCAGUCGUACUACGAGGAAGUGUGCGCAGUCCACUACCCCCCACAUCGCCACCUACUGACUGGCUUCAACGGCACUAUACAGAUGUGCUAUGGAGACGAGUUGGGGGCUAGAGACACUUGCGAGGGUGACAGUGGAGGUCCCUUACAAGCCAAGCCGGUCCUCUCGCGAUGUCUGCACACAGUGAUAGGAGUGACGUCAUACGGUCGAAACUGUGGCUACUCCGGUCAACCGGGCAUCUAUACUCGAGUCCGAUUCUAUGUGCCGUGGAUUGAAAGUAUUGUGUGGCCGGAUUAGGUCGGACGAAAUUGGCGCUAGCGUCGAAUUUGGGACUCAUUUUAAGAAUUGAGGAAAAGUGAAGAUUUCUCGAUGUUAUGUCUUAAUACUGAAAGGCUAUUAAAUUUUAAGUCGCGCUCAAGUAUAGUUCUGUCUCUACAAAUUCUAUGUAAAAUGACAGAGACAGCAUUAUAUUUAAGUACAAGUUAAAAUUCAGUAGCCUUUCAGUAUUCGAGCGUAUUGGGAAUUUGAACAGUGUUUAGCUAAAAGAUACAUAUGUUUUCACUUGUAUAGUGCGUAGGUACCUUUCCAAAUAUACAACUUCACAUACACAUGACACUCAGACCUGAAACAACAAUUUGCGGAGCACACAAAGAUUUGCUCCGUGCGGGAAUCGAACCUCCUACAAGUUGCAGCAGCAUCCGGUUGUGUUCGCAACGAGUGUGUUUCCUUCGUAGAAAUUGUCGGGCCUUCGGGGUCCCCUGGGCAAAGGGUCCGAGUGCCCUUAUGGUAAAGACGGUACUGCCACUAAGGUUUCUGCCUCGAAUUUUGGGGACGGCGGCGCGGCGGGCACCGCUCGUUGCCCACUACCCCCGCCGCUGUUUUCGAGAAGCGGUAUCCGGUAACCGAUAUAACUUCACUUUUUAUAUUUUUGUUGACGUUCAAAGUGCCUUUCUGGUCUAACUGAAAUAAAUGAUUUUGACUUUGUGAAAUGAACCGGCAUUUGAUUUUACGCAUAAUAUGCUGCCGCUCUCGCGCCGCCGCCCCGCUGCCCGCAAAAUUCGAGGCAGAGACCUAAAAGAAGUUUAAAAGCAUUUUGUUUUAAAAAUGUGACAUAGGUAGGUAAUGAAACUUUAUAGUUGAUGUAAAUAUUUUAUUAGUGUAAUAAAUUAAGUGGUUUAAUUAUCACCACGGCUGACUAGAUGAGUACAGAUUAUUAUUAUAAGAUGCUACAUGUAUGUAGGUACUUAAUCUAUCUACAAUCUUGACUACUAUUGCUCUUAUCAGACGAACCGCAUUUCAACUGCAAUCUAACUGCAAAUUGCAGUUCGGAUACAGUCUGAACACAGUUGACACGACUGCAACAGAACUGCAAUCGGACUGCUCGUUUGCUUUGCAGCCGUUUGAUCAUGACUGCAACAGAACUGCACGUUUGGUUUGCAACUGUUUGGUCAUGACUGCAAUAGAGCUGCAAUUGGACUGCAUGUUUGGUUUGCAACUGUUUGGUCAUGACUGCAAUAGAACUGCAAUUGGACUGCUCGUUUGGUUUGCAGCUGUUUGGUCAUGACUGCAACAGAACUGCAAUUGGACUGCAUGUUUGGUUUGCAACUGUUUGGUCAUGACUGCAAUAGAACUGCAAUUGGACUGCUCGUUUGGUUUGCUACUGUUUAGUCAUGACUGUAAUAGAACUGCGAUCGGACUGCACGUUUGGUUUGCAACUGUUUGGUCAUGACUGCAAUAGAACUGCAAUUGGACUGCUCGUUUGGU
Messenger RNA from Spodoptera litura, 2638 nucleotides. RefSeq names its product venom protease-like. NCBI's taxonomy places the organism in Eukaryota, Metazoa, Arthropoda, Insecta, Lepidoptera, Noctuidae. Gene Ontology annotation, biological process: proteolysis. The record is from RefSeq and is a predicted model, not a curated record. Gene Ontology annotation, molecular function: serine-type endopeptidase activity.